Clarias gariepinus (North African catfish) is the source of this 1142-nucleotide messenger RNA. It is a transcript of the gene trappc4, whose product is annotated as trafficking protein particle complex subunit 4. Gene Ontology annotation, biological process: endoplasmic reticulum to Golgi vesicle-mediated transport. Bases 38 to 697 code for a protein of 219 amino acids. Lineage: Eukaryota; Metazoa; Chordata; Actinopteri; Siluriformes; Clariidae. The transcript is spliced from 5 exons. Gene Ontology annotation, cellular component: TRAPP complex. The record is from RefSeq and is a predicted model, not a curated record.
AUGUUUCCGCGUCAGCUGUUCAUUCUGAAUUAGCAAGAUGGCGAUAUUCAGUGUUUAUGUAGUCAACAAGGCCGGUGGACUUAUUUACCAGUAUGACAAUUAUGUCCCUCGAACAGAAGUAGAGAAAACAUUUAGCUUCCCUCUAGAUAUAGUGCUCAAGAUUCAUGACGAGAAGGUUGUGGUUUCAUUCGGGCAGCGGGACGGAAUCCGAGUUGGUCACGCUGUGCUGUCUAUUAACGGGGUGGAUGUGAAUGGGAAGUACACAGCAGAAGGGAAGGAAAUACUGGAAUACCUGAAGGAACCCUCUAACUAUCCGGUGUCGAUCCGGUUUGGCCGAGCACGACUGACUUCUAACGAGAAACUCAUGCUGGCUUCAAUGUUUCACUCGCUGUUUGCUAUUGGUUCACAACUGUCCCCUGAGGUCGGUAGCUCAGGUAUUGAAAUGCUGGAGACAGAUGUUUUUAAACUCCACUGCUUUCAGACACUUACAGGGAUCAAGUUCAUUGUACUAGCAGAUCCUCGCCAGUCUGGUGUUGACGCACUUCUGAGAAAGAUCUAUGAAAUCUAUUCAGACUUUGCUUUAAAGAAUCCUUUCUACUCUCUGGAGAUGCCCAUCAGAUGUGAACUCUUUGACCAAAAUCUUAAGGGCGCUCUGGAAGUAGCAGAGAAAGCUGGUACAUUCGGUACAGGCUCCUGAGCAGAUGAGCCACGUUCCAGAAACGUUUGAUGCAACACUGUACAAUUCGGCAACCAACUGUAUAUAAUAUGGAUUGUUUCCUAAUGUGAAGAUUACCCAUAGUUCUUCACACUUAUGAUGUGGAUUAAUCAGCUUGGAUCCAAAUAUGGUGGAUAAAAUAUAGCUGGUUUAAUGGUCUAAAUCAGUGGGAGCAGGGAGAGCAAAUGGACCUUAACACACUUGGUUGGGAUGACGGCAGUACUUAUUUAUUGGUCAACACAUUGUUCUGUUUCUUGUUUCUAAUUCAACCAUGACUGCAAAAGAAAGGGUGCCACUGAAAGAUUAGAAAUCAAACUUCUGAUGUUUGUAACUUCUUUAUUUAAUAUAAAUGGUUUCAUUAUUAAAAAAACCUUUUUCCAUAACACCACAUAUAAAGUUAUAGUAACAAUAAAGAGGUAGAACCAUG